UCGAGCCGAGCUCGAGCUGGGUCUAGCUCGGCUCGGCUUGGCUCGUUUACAGCCCUAAUUCGGUGUGUGGUUAGCUUAGUUGUUGAAAAAGAUUGGCCUUUAUAUCAACUAGACAUUAAUAAUGCCUUUUUGUAUGGAGAUUUGAAUGAAGAGGUCUAUAUGAGUUUGCCAGAAGGGUAUUUUUCACAAAAUGAAUCCAAAAUGCGUAAAUUAACUAAAUCUUUGUAUGGAUUGAAGCAAGCUCCUAGAAUGUGGAAUGAAAAACUAGUAGGUGUGUUGCUUGAGCUAGGUUUCAAUCAAAGCAAGAGUGACUAUUCUUUGUUUGUUAAAUCCAUAAACUCUGCUCUUAUCAUAUUGUUAGUAUAUGUCGAUGACAUUAUCGUGACAGGUAAUGAUGCAAAUGAGAUUAACAAUGUAAAAGAAUUGUUAAAAUCGAAGUUUAUGAUUAAGGAUCUUGGGUUGCUAAAAUACUUUAUUGGCAUUGAAGUCAUUAGAUCACAAUUUGGUAUAUGUUUAUCUCAAAGAAAGUAUUGUAUGGAAUUAUUGACUGAGUUUGGUCUUAGUGGUUGCAAGCCCGUUAACACACCUAUAGGUCAACAUUUUGCGGUUAUGAACUUUUGCAAAAAGGAUGAAAGUGUCUUAACAAAUAUAACUGGCUAUCAAAGAUUGGUUGGUAAACUUAUUUACUUGUAUCACACUCGUCCUGAUAUAUCACACUCUGUGCAAUUCUUAAGUCAAUUCAUGCAUAAACCCACUAACUCCCACAUGCAACUAGCUCUGCGUGUGCUUCGGUAUCUUAAAAGGUCCCCAGGUAAGGGCAUUCUAUUGAGCAAAGGUACUUCUUUCCAUCUUACUGCUUUUGCCGACUCUGAUUGGGGUAAGUGUUUAGAUUCUAGAAGGUCAGUUACUGGAUUCUGUAUCUUUUUGGGUAAUUCCUUAGUCUCCUGGAAAAGCAAGAAACAUGGGACUGUUUCUAGAUCCUCUGCAGAAGCCGAGUACAGGGCUAUGUGUGCUACUACUUGUGAGAUCAUGUGGUUGCUAAACAUCCUCAAAGAAUUGAAAGUCCCAAUCAACUUACCCAUAGAACUUUUCUGUGACAAUACUGCUGCUAUUUCUAUAGCAGCUAACCCUGUGUUUCAUGAUAGAACUAAACAUUUUGAAAUUGAUUUAUUUUUUCUUCGUGAAAAGAUUUCUGCUCGCAUAAUCAAAACUGUCGCUACUGAAUCUAACAAACAAUUAGCAGAUGUCUUCACUAAAGGUCUCUUGGCAAACCAACAUGACAUGAUGUGUAGUUUGUUAAAGAUGCAUGAUAUGUUUGGUCAUUGAAUUGAGGGGGGGGGGGUGUUAAAAGUAUUAUCUAUUAAUAACCAAACAUCUUUUUAUUUAUGUUUUAUAUCUUUCUAAUCUUUCUUAUUUUUUAUGUCUUGUUAGUUUCUUGCUGAUGGGCCUUAGCCUUGCUGGUUUGGGCUUCCUCUAUGGUUGCUGGAUGUCCUCUAUGUCAAGGCAAAAAUCAUGCCGUUGUCUUGUUUCUGAGUUGGCGCUGGUUUCCCCUCAUCUCCUUGCUAUCCUUCCUUUUGAGCAAGUCCUGAUUUCAUGGUUUCCCCCUUUAGUCUGGAUGCUUGUGGAUAUAUAAAGUGCCUUCUUGGGGGUUAAGGACCACUGGAGUAUCAUCGUGCCACCAGCGGAACCACCCGAUCAUAUACACCAAUUCAAGAGGAAACCCAAUAAAUAUGGGAAAACCCCCUUGUGGGAAUCGAACCCAAAACUCAUUAGUCCAAAGUCUUAUCCCACCCGUAAGAUACCACUAGGCUAUAAAGCCAUGGGUUCUAACCCAAAGUUUUUGAUAUGGGUUAUUUAUAAGAUAGUAUGGGUGGGUUUGGCCGUUUGGGUAACUUAAUUUAAGUCAAAGGGUCGAACUGGGUUAUUUAAAAAAACAAAGGGUCGAACGAAGGGUUAGUGAACACUGAAUCACUGAACAUCAUCAUUCAUCCGCGACGCUCCAAUCUCCACCCUCUCCGCCGUCUCCUCCGCCACAAACCCCCACCGUCUCCGUCGUCUCUGUCGUCUCUGUAGUCUCCUCCGCCACAAACCCCCUACCCUCCGCCGUCUGAACGACUGAACAUCAUCACUUCACCAGCGACGGCAUCUUCGAUUAAUCAUCCUUUUCCAGUGAAGACAAGUAACAAUGCUCAUAUUCUUGCUGUCACUGGCGAGGACGAGAUUUGGCAAUCAGUCUUGAUACUAUUUCUUCACCACAAAAACCACCAAAUCAAAGCAUAGCAGCGCGGGAAGCAGAUCUCCACUUCACUCUCUCUAAUGGCGGCAAGAGGAGCAGAAGAUAAAGCAAAACCUUCGAUAGCGGUUGAACAAAUGGAAGAAGAUGACGAACACGAUGCAAAAGAGGUUGUCCUUCAGAGAUACUUUCUACAGGAAUGGAAACUCGUCAAGUCUAUACUCGACAACAUCGUUUCCAACGGCCGUGUUGUAGAUCUCUCAUCCGUUCGCAAGAUCCGAUCAAUUAUGGAUAAAUAUCAGGAACAAGGACAACUGUUGGAACCAUACCUGGAGAGCAUAGUUUCUCCCUUGAUGUUUAUUGUUCGAACGAAAACAAUCGAGCUAGGCGCGGAUUCCAAAGAACUUGUUAAAAUAAUCAAGCCUUUAUGUAUUAUAAUAUAUACUUUGGUCACAGUUUGUGGUUACAAAGCCGUAAUCAGGUUCUUUCCACAUCAAGUUUCCGAUUUAGAACCAGCGGUGUCUCUUUUAGAGAAAUGCCAUGGCACAAAUACAGGAACAGCAUUGAGGCAAGAAAGUACAGGAGAAAUGGAGACCAAAUGUGUUAUAUUAUUGUGGCUAUCUAUACUUGUAUUGGUUCCUUUUGAUAUAUCAUCUGUGGAUACAAGUAUUGUAAAUAAUCAAUCUGUGGAUGCAAAUGAACCACCUCCGUUAGUGGCUAGGAUACUAAAGAUCUCCAAAGAGUACCUUUCAAGCGCGGGUCCCAUGCAAACGAUAGCUGGCUUGCUUCUUUCUAAGCUUCUAACGCGUCCAGAUAUGUCGCCUGCUUUCACCAGCUUUAUUGAAUGGAGUCAUGAAGUUCUAUCAUCUGCCACAGAAGAUGUAAUACAUCAUUUCCGAUUACUUGGUGCUGUAGAAACUCUUGCUGCUAUUUUUAAGACUGGAAGCCGGAAAGCAUUACUUGAUAUUGUACCUGUUGUAUGGAAUGACACAUCAGUCUUGAUAAAGUCAAUCCCUGCAGCCCGUAGUCCUUUACUUCGCAAAAAUUUAAUAAAACUUGCACAACGAAUGGGGCUCACUUGUCUGCCUCAUCGUCCAACAACUUGGCGUUAUGUGGGUAAACAUAGUACACUUGGAGAAAAUAUAUCACAAAAUUCAUCACAAGCGGAUCCAAAUAGUCUUGUACCAAAUUCUGGCUCAUCCAAUACAGGCCAUGAUUGUUCUCUUCAAGAAGAAGAAAUGGAUGUUCCUGAUAUUAUUGAAGAGUUCAUCGAGUUACUAUUGUCUGGCUUAAAAGAUACAGAUACUGUUGUUCGUUGGUCUGCUGCAAAAGGUAUUGGUCGUAUAACUUCUCGUCUCACAUAUACUCUAGCAGAGGAAGUCUUCUUGUCUGUAUUGGAGUUGUUUUCACCUGGUGAGGGUGACGGAUCAUGGCAUGGUGGAUGUCUGGCAUUGGCUGAGUUAGCUCGUAGAGGACUGCUCUUACCUGUUAGCCUACCUAAAGUUGUACCUGUUGUUAUAAAGGCACUGCAUUAUGAUGUAAGAAGGGGCCCACAUAGCGUUGGAUCUCAUGUCCGUGAUGCAGCUGCUUAUGUUUGUUGGGCUUUCGGUCGUGCAUAUAAUCACACUGACAUGAAGGGAAUACUGGAUGAGCUGGCACCACAUCUUUUAAUAAUUGCAUGUUAUGACCGUGAGGUUAAUUGUAGAAGAGCAGCUGCAGCUGCUUUUCAGGAAAAUGUUGGUAGACAAGGAAAUUAUCCUCAUGGAAUCGACAUCGUGAAUACGGCUGAUUAUUUCGCACUUUCUUCUCGAGUAAAUUCCUAUCUUAAUGUUGCCGUAAGUAUAGCCGAAUAUGAUGGUUACCUUUAUCCAUUCAUGGAUGAACUUUUAUCCAACAAGAUUUCUCACUGGGAAAAAGGAUUAAGAGAACUUGCAUCAAAUGCUUUAUCCAGUCUUGUGAAAUAUGAUCCGGAAUAUUCCGCAAAUUUUGUGCUCGAGAAAUUAAUUCCAUGCACUCUUGCUACUGAUUUAUGCAUGCGUCAUGGUGCAACAUUGGCAGUUGGUGAGCUUGUGUUAGCUCUAAAUAACUGUGGUUAUACUCUUCCAAACGAUAAGCAGAAAGGCGUUGCUGGUGUGGUACCUGCUAUUGAGAAAGCACGAUUAUACCGUGGAAAAGGUGGAGAGAUAAUGCGUGCUGCAGUUUCUCGGUUCAUUGAGUGUAUUUCUAUCGUUAACAUAACAUUAACAGAAAAAACAAAAAGAAGUCUGCUUGAAACCAUUAAUGAGAAUUUGAGGCAUCCUAACGCUCAAAUACAGAGUGCUGCCAAUGAAGCUUUCAAACAUUUUGUUCCAACUUACUUUGCAAAAAUGGAUGAUAAAGGAACUUUUGAUAUUACCCUUAAGUACCUAGAUCAGUUAAAUGAUGCGAAUGUAGCUGUGAGAAGGGGAUCUGCAUUGGCAUUAGGGGUUUUGCCCUUUGAGUUUCUUGCUUCAAGAUGGAAAAUAGUGCUUCAAAAACUAUGCAAAUCUUGUGCGAUCGAGGAUAACCCAGAAGAUAGGGAUGCUGAAGCACGGGUAAACGCUGUUAAAGGACUUGUAUCAGUGUGUGAAACUCUAACUUCAACUACAGAUUAUUCUGGUUUACAACCACAUGAUGACACAUCUCUAUUUCUCACAAUAAAAACCGAAGUAAUGCAGAGUUUGUUCAACGCUUUGGAAGAUUACUCUGUUGAUAACAGAGGUGAUGUGGGCUCAUGGGUUCGUACAGCUGCCAUGAAUGGGCUUGAGAAAUGCACAUACAUUUUAUCCAAGAGAGAUAAAAUACAUGGAAAUGAAUCGCUUUUUGAUGCUAAUAUUGCAACUAAUUUAGUUGGAGGCCUUGUGAAACAAGCGGUUGAAAAGAUGGACAGAUUAAGAGAUGUGGCGGCAAAAAUUCUUCAAAGAAUUUUAUACAGUGAAGUCGUUUUUGUUUCUCAAAUACCUUACAGAGAAACACUAGAAAAAAUUGUUCCUAGUGAAGAGGAAUUGAAGUGGGGGGUACCCAGUUGUUCUUUCCCUCGGUUCAUUCGGCUACUUCAGUUUGGUUGUUACAGUAAAUAUAUUAUGUCUGGUUUAGUAAUUUCGAUCGGUGGAUUAGAAGAUUCUUUAAAAAAGGCUGCACUUGGUGCUUUGUUAGAUUACGUUCAAGCUAUUAAAGUUAACGAUGAGAGCGAAACGAACUCCAGAGAGUUGAGUAUAUCUGAUGACAUACUUUGGGUUCUUCAGAAGUAUAAAAGACGUGACCGAGUUAUAAUUCCAACCUUGAAGACUAUAGAUAUUCUCUUCAGCAAAGGCAUCUUAUUACACAUGGAGGCUCAGACUAAAAUAUUUUGUGGGGGUGUUGUGGAGUGUUUGACCACUGAGCUGAAAGGAACGAAGGACUUUGCCAAGUUAUAUGCUGGAAUCGCAAUACUUGGAUACAUUGCAUCGAUUUCUGAACCAGUUAAUAUCCAAGCUUUCUCUUAUCUUGUGUCUUUCCUUACCCAUCGAUAUCCCAAGAUACGGAAGGCUUGUGCUGAACAAGUUUAUCUGGUUCUUAUCCAAAAUGGGGAUCUUGUGGCGGAGGAGAAUUUAGAAACUGCAAUUGAAAUAGUGUCUGAAUGUUGUUGGGAAGGGGACGUGGAGGAAGCAAAACGCCAAAAGCUUAAGCUGUGUGGUUUAGCCAAUUUAGAGGCGGGGCAAUUUGUUACGCAUAGCUCACGGACAUCUUCAAAAGCACCGCAACAUAAAGCUAAACCUGAUGAUGAAAAUGCAUCCUACUCAUCCUUGGUAGGAUCUGCUGGAUUUUGAUUUGAUUUUGGUUUUUCAUCAUUAUAUGUAUCUUGUUUAUGCACGUUAAAUUCAUGGGUUUGAGUUUAGCAAGGCUCUUGUUAGAUCAUGUUGAUUUUGAGUUG
This is a messenger RNA of Helianthus annuus (common sunflower), 6164 nucleotides long. RefSeq names its product tubulin-folding cofactor D. The coding region runs from base 2317 to 6060 and encodes 1247 amino acids. Gene Ontology annotation, biological process: post-chaperonin tubulin folding pathway; microtubule cytoskeleton organization; tubulin complex assembly. The record is from RefSeq and is a predicted model, not a curated record. Lineage: Eukaryota; Viridiplantae; Streptophyta; Magnoliopsida; Asterales; Asteraceae. The transcript has 20 exons. Gene Ontology annotation, molecular function: GTPase activator activity; beta-tubulin binding.